AUGAGGCUCAUCAUUCUCUUGGGGUUAUUCGUGGUGAGCUGUACCGCCAAGACCGUGAGGCAAGACAGAAGGUUCCCCGACGACUUUAUAUUCGGGACUGCCACCGCAUCUUAUCAGAUAGAAGGAGGAUGGGAGGCUGAUGGCAAGGGUGAAAACAUUUGGGAUUAUAUGACACACAAUAAACCGGAGGUCAUCAAAGACAUGACCAAUGGUGACAUCGCUGCCGACACCUACAACAACUAUAAAAGGGACGUGGAGAUGAUGAGAGAGUUGGGUCUGGACGCCUACCGCUUUUCACUCUCAUGGGCAAGGUUACUUCCUGAUGGGUUCACGAACAACGUAAACGAAGCUGGCGUGACAUUCUACAACAAUUAUAUUGAUGAGAUGAUCAAGUAUAACAUACAGCCUAUGGUUACUCUGUACCACUGGGAUUUGCCUCAAAAACUGCAGGAGCUCGGCGGUUUCGUCAACCCUCUAUUCACUGACUGGUUCGAGGAUUACGCUCGUUUAGCUUUCGAACGUUUCGGUGAUAGAGUCAAGUUCUGGAUCACCUUCAACGAACCAAGGGAAAUCUGCUACGAAGGUUACGGAGCUGCUACUAAAGCUCCGAUAUUGAACGCUACUGCCGUAGGAACAUACCUUUGUGCGAAAAACCUUGUCAUCGCUCACGCAAAGGCAUACCACGCUUAUGUCAAGGACUUCAAGCCUAACCAAAAUGGACAAUGUGGCAUAACCAUUAGCGUGAACUGGUUUGGUCCGGCGACUGAUUCUGAAGAGGAUCAUAUAAUGGCAGAACUGAGAAGACAAGCCGAAUGGGGUCUUUACGCCGAACCCAUAUUUUCCCAACAAGGUGGAUUCCCCAAAGAGUUGUCGGAACGCGUCGCCGAAAAGAGCGCCAAGCAGGGCUACGCCUCGUCCCGGAUGCCAUCCUUCACGGACGAGGAACGGGACCUGGUCAGAGGCAGUUUUGAUUUCUUUGGUGUCAACCACUACACAGCGUUCUUAGCUUCAGCGGCUAAAGAACACAAGACCUAUUAUCCAGUACCAUCGCUUUAUGAUGACUCGGAUUCCAGCACGUACACUCCUGAUGACUGGCCCAAAUCUGCAUCAGGAUGGUUAAAAUUAGCACCGAACAGCAUCUUCGACGCAUUUACAUUCCUGAGAAACAAAUAUGGCGACAUUGACUUCUACGUGACAGAGAACGGCUGGUCCACGAGUCCUACAGCUGGACUAAUUGACGAUGACAGGGUGCGGUAUUAUAGGGCCGCCCUGAAUAGUCUCCUGGAUGCCAGAGAGGCCGGCGUUAACAUCAAGGGAUACAUGGCUUGGAGUCUAAUGGACAACUUCGAGUGGAUGGAAGGCAUCACGGAACGGUUUGGAUUGUACGAAGUUGAUUUCGAAGACCCUGCGCGCUCCCGCACCCCCCGGAAGUCUGCCUUUGUUUACAAGCACAUCAUUAAGAAUCGCUAUAUCGAUUCCGACUACAAACCCGAGUCCCUAACAAUGACCAUCGAUGACGGCUUAUAAGCAAUCAAAAUCAUCGACUUGGCCAGUAUGCUGAUUAAAGUAGGUAGAUUGACCUACCUAUAAUUUAAUUAUUUUAAUUAAAAUGUAAAUAAAUAAGUGUAACUUCCUC
This is a messenger RNA of Chilo suppressalis (striped riceborer), 1636 nucleotides long. The record is from the annotation of a GenBank genome assembly. Lineage: Eukaryota; Metazoa; Arthropoda; Insecta; Lepidoptera; Crambidae.